AUGGAAGCUGACACGAUCGACGAGCCCGUGACCAAGGUGCGCGAAAAUGGCGCCCUCGCCGUGGAAAGGCCCCGAGUGCAGCUCAUGCCCAAGCAUGAGAGAGAAAAGCUUCGCCGCAUACGGGAAGCCAACAAGGCGUACGGCCGAGGCAGGAAAAUCAACACCAAGAACAUCAAGGACAAGAAACUCCGAAGCAGCAUGAAGCGUCUCGAGGGCAAGUACCAGGACGCCGCAGUCAAGGCAAAGGACGCCGAGAUCCUGCUCGAAAACACGGCCGGCUUCCUCGAACCCGAGGGCGAGAUGGAGCGCACGUUCAAGACUCGGCAGGAAGAAAUCGUCUCCGACGUCGGGGUAGCGACGGCGCAGAAGCGCUUCGACCUGAAACUCGACGCGCUUGGUCCCUACAUGUGCGACUACACCAGGAACGGCCGCGAACUGCUGCUGGCCGGGCGGAAAGGCCACGUCGCCACCAUGGACUGGCGAGAGGGCAAGCUCGGCUGCGAGCUGCAGCUGGGCGAGACGGUCCGCGACGUCAAGUGGCUGCACAACAACCAGUAUUUUGCGGUCGCGCAGAAGAAGUACGUCUACAUUUACGACAGGAACGGCGUGGAACUGCACACUCUGAGGAAGCACAAUGAGGUGACACACAUGGAGUUUCUGCCGUACCACUUCCUCCUGGCUACGAUUGGCACCGGCGGCGUGAUCAGAUACCAGGACACUUCGACCGGUCAGCUGGUGGCCGAGAUGCCCUCACGACUGGGACAGCCCGUGUCCAUGGCGCACAACCCCUACAACGCCAUACUGCACGUCGGACACCAGAACGGCGCCGUCACAUUGUGGUCACCCAACUCGCAAGACCCGCUGGUCAAGCUUCUCGCGCACCGCGGACCCGUCCGAUCCCUAGCCACGGACCGAGAGGGCCGCUACAUGGUGUCGGCCGGACAGGACCUCAAGAUGGCAGUAUGGGACAUAAGAAUGUUCAGAGAAGUCAACAGCUACCACACGCGCCAACCAGCCUCGUCGGUGCACAUCUCGGACACGGGCCUCACGGCCGUCGGGUGGGGAACGCAAACCACUGUCUGGAGAGGCCUCUUUGACAAGCACGCCGCCGUCCAAGAGAAGGUGAAAGCACCGUACAUGACGUGGGGCGGCGAGGGCAAUCGCAUCGAGCGUGUGAGAUGGUGUCCCUUCGAAGACGUGCUCGGCGUAGGCCACCAUCUCGGCUUCUCAUCACUCAUCAUCCCCGGCGCCGGCGAAGCCAACUUUGACGCACUAGAGGUGAACCCCUUUGAGACGGCCAAGCAGCGGCAGGAAUCCGAAGUCAAGGGCCUCCUCAACAAGCUUGCGCCCGAGAUGAUCGCCCUGGACCCCAACUUCAUCGGCAAUCUGGAUCUGAGAUCCGACGCCCAAAGAAAGGCAGACAAGGACCUGGAUGCCCCGGCCGUGGAUGUCGCCGAGGAAAUCAGGAAGAGAGCCCGGGGCAAAAACGGCGCAUUGAAGAAGUACCUGCGCAAGCAGCGGAAGAAGAACGUCAUCGACGACAAGAGGAUGCGGGUGGACGAGCUGUGGAACGAGCAGCAGAAGCUCAAGGACAAGAAGAGGGAGGAGGCCGCGGCAGAUCUGGGACCAGCCUUGUCAAGAUUUGCCAGGAAGGAUUGA
Messenger RNA from Metarhizium album ARSEF 1941, 1659 nucleotides. Its product is annotated as small nucleolar ribonucleoprotein complex subunit. The transcript is spliced from 2 exons. Gene Ontology annotation, biological process: maturation of SSU-rRNA from tricistronic rRNA transcript (SSU-rRNA, 5.8S rRNA, LSU-rRNA). Gene Ontology annotation, cellular component: small-subunit processome; nucleolus; 90S preribosome. The coding region runs from base 1 to 1659 and encodes 552 amino acids. The record is from RefSeq and is a predicted model, not a curated record. NCBI's taxonomy places the organism in Eukaryota, Fungi, Ascomycota, Sordariomycetes, Hypocreales, Clavicipitaceae. Gene Ontology annotation, molecular function: protein binding.